CUUUUAAAGACUAGACUUCAAAUCAAAAUUAAGUUUCGAAUCAAAAUCAAUAGAAACACGUAUCCAAUGAUUGUGUUUACCGAAUGGCUGACUACGAUUUCAGCGGGUAUCCUUGCAUCCGCUCCGGCGAUUUGGUUUCUUAAGAGGGUCAACGAGGAGGAGUCGCCUGCAAAGAUUUCGGGGCACUUGGAAACGGCGGUGAUCGAUGGAUUGACCAUAGAUGAACCCAAGAUUCUCGGCUCCGAACGGAUCUGCAAUGUCCUGCAGCACAUUUUUAGCAGUGAACCGGAUUCCAGUCACGUCUACAUAGAUGCAAUGCACAAUCGCAGUGCCAAUAAACAAAACUACGCCCUGGGCUCCGAAUCCCUCAAUCGAAUGCUGGAGGACAUAAUGUCCUCCGCAGAAAGUGUGAACAGCAGGUCCUUGUCCAUGGAGCCGGCAGUUGAAGUUUGAUGAUUGGCUUAAAUGGGUUUAAAUUCAAUAGCCAUUGACGUUUGAAGUAUGUUUUCGAAUAAAAUAAAUGAAAACUGCAGAUUUCCCUAGCUAA
Messenger RNA from Drosophila ficusphila, 547 nucleotides. RefSeq lists its product as uncharacterized. The record is from RefSeq and is a predicted model, not a curated record. Lineage: Eukaryota; Metazoa; Arthropoda; Insecta; Diptera; Drosophilidae. The coding region runs from base 67 to 453 and encodes 128 amino acids. The transcript has a single exon.